Messenger RNA from Pygocentrus nattereri (red-bellied piranha), 1987 nucleotides. It is a transcript of the gene shhb, whose product is annotated as sonic hedgehog signaling molecule b. Gene Ontology annotation, biological process: smoothened signaling pathway; multicellular organism development; regulation of gene expression. The record is from RefSeq and is a predicted model, not a curated record. Gene Ontology annotation, molecular function: calcium ion binding; patched binding. The coding region runs from base 32 to 1333 and encodes 433 amino acids. The transcript has 3 exons. Lineage: Eukaryota; Metazoa; Chordata; Actinopteri; Characiformes; Serrasalmidae.
UUUCCACCGGCUCCGGAGAAACUAGAACGCAAUGCUGCUGCUGAGGAGGAUCGCACUCGCAUCUCUGCUCUGCCUCUUUCUCACGUCCUGUGGAUUGGCCUGUGGUCCGGGCAGGGGUUAUGGGAAGCGCAGGCACCCCAAGAAGCUCACGCCGCUCGCUUACAAGCAGUUUAUUCCGAACGUGGCUGAGAAGACUCUCGGCGCGAGCGGCAAAUACGAGGGCAAAAUCACGAGGGACUCCGAGAGGUUUAAGGAGCUCACACCCAACUACAACCCUGAUAUCAUCUUCAAGGAUGAGGAGAACACGAACGCGGACAGGCUGAUGACACAGCGCUGUAAGGAUAAGCUGAAUUCGCUGGCGAUCUCGGUGAUGAAUCAGUGGCCGGGGGUGAAGCUGCGUGUGACGGAGGGAUGGGAUGAAGAUGGAAAUCACCUGGAGGAGUCGCUGCAUUACGAGGGCCGCGCGGUGGACAUCACCACAUCUGACCGCGACAAGAGCAAAUACGGCAUGCUGUCCAGACUGGCCGUGGAGGCGGGGUUCGACUGGGUUUACUACGAGUCCAAAGCACAUAUACACUGUUCUGUUAAAGCAGAAAACUCGGUGGCCGUGAAGUCCGGCGGAUGUUUCCCGGGCUCCGCGACGGUGCAGCUGGAGGACGGCAGGACGAAGCUCGUGCGUGAUCUGCGCGAGGGCGACCGCGUGCUGGCGGCGGACGAGCAGGGGCGCGCGGCGUUCAGCGACUUCAUCAUGUUCAUGGACAGAGAGCCGCGCGCGCGGAGGCAGUUCAUCGUCAUCGAGACGGCGGCGCCCGCGAGGCGGCUCACGCUCACCGCCGCGCACCUCGUGCUCGUGCGCAACGGAAACUCCUCCGGCUCCUCUCCACUGAUGUCCGCGAGGUUCGCGAGCAGCGUGCGUCCCGGGCACGAGGUGUUCGUGUCCGAGGAGAAAGAGCAAGAGGACGGGCGUCUGCGGGGUGCGCGCGUGACCCGCGUGCGCACCGUGGAGCUGGAGCGCGAGGGCGCGUACGCGCCGGUGACUGCGCACGGCACGGUAGUGGUGGACCGCGUGCUGGCCUCGUGCUACGCGGCCGUGGAGCAGCACCGCUGGGCGCACUGGGCGCUCGCGCCCGCCAGACUUAGCCACGCGCUGGCGGCAUGGAUGCGGCCGUACUGGCAGCGCGCGGCAAAAAACACCACCGUGACAGAAGAGGAGGGGCGCGAGCGCGGGAUGCACUGGUACGCACGCGCGCUGCUGCGAGUGGGCACGUGGCUCCUGCACCGAGACUCAUUUCACCCGCUCGGGCUCGCAGACACAGAGACCAGCGCGAGCUGAGAGAGACACGCGAUCACACGCACCCCCUCCCCCACACGCGCUCUUAACGAGAGGCCUUAACGCGUUCCGUUCCGUUAUUUAUUUGGAGUUGGAGGGUUUUUGGUUUAUUUGUUUCUAUUUUAUUUAUUUGUGUGAUUUAUUUUGUCUUUUCUUUCUUCAGUCGUUCCUUUGUCCGGGGAAACGCGGACGCGGACUCCUGAAUAACACACUCACGCGCUAAAUUAUAUUUUUAUACACAGAUUUGUAUAUUAGAGUUUUCUGUGACGGAUCUAAAGAGGCCCACCUGUUUGUGUGGGUCAGUGAUAUGGACCUGAAUUCACUGGACUGAAGAAGGUGCGAACGAGCUGCUAAAAGUGUGUGUAAGUGUGUGUGUGUGUGCGUGUGUGUGUGUGUAGGGUUGGGAUGUAAUGGAACAAACACAUUAGUAUUGGGAAUACUAUUCAGAACAUAAAAAUCAAUACAAAAUAAUCUAUAUUCAGUACUAAUUACAUUCUGUAAAGGCAGCAUUCAGGAAAGAGUUCAUGAGAAUAUUUUAGAAUAUUUACCCACUAAAUAAAACAUCAAUGCUUGUUUAUAAACUAUUUUAUAAUAAUGUGAUGAUCGUUAUUAAUCUCAGUGUUACUGAGCUCUGCUAAAGCCUGAGUAGACUGAUAA